CUCAUUACUGACCUGUUUUUUUUUUCUCCCCCCCAUCCCACUCGACAUGAAAUUUCCACGCCAACAGGGAUGCGCUGUUGUUGAAUUCAAGAUGGAAGAGAGCAUGAAGAAGGCUGUGGAGGUCCUCAACAAGCACAGCCUGAGCGGGAGGCCCCUGAAAGUGAAGGAGGAUCCUGACGGAGAGCAUGUGAGGAGAGCUGUUCAGAAGGCCAUGGCUGCAUCUGGCGGUGGGAUGGGGAUCGGGCCUGGCCCCGGUGGCCCUGGGAUGAUCAACAUCCCUCCCAGCAUCCUCAAUAACCCAAACAUUCCCAACGAGAUCAUCCACGCCCUGCAGGCUGGCAGGCUCGGAAGCACGGUCUUUGUGGCCAACCUGGAUUACAAAGUCGGCUGGAAGAAGCUGAAGGAGGUGUUCAGCAUGGCAGGCGUGGUUGUCCGCGCAGACAUCCUAGAAGACAAGGAUGGCAAAAGCCGGGGGAUUGGCACAGUGACUUUUGAGCAGGCCAUUGAAGCCGUCCAGGCCAUUUCUAUGUUCAACGGGCAGCUGCUGUUUGAUAGGCCGAUGCAUGUGAAGAUGGAUGAGCGAGCCUUGCCAAAAGGGGACUUCUUCCCUCCGGAGCGGCCCCAGCAGCUUCCUCAUGGACUUGGAGGGAUUGGCAUGGGGCUGGGGCCAGGAGGGAUACCUAUUGAUGCGAACCAUUUGAACAAGGGGCUGGCAAUGGGCAACCUGGGACCUGGAGGAAUGGGCAUAGAAGGCUUGGGCUUUGGAAUGAACAAAAUGGGAGGGAUAGAAGGUCCUUUCAGUGGAAUGGAGAGCUUGGGCCGUUUUCCUUCUGGGAUGAACCUGGGCAGGAUGACCGAAAUGGACCGUGCGAUCGGAGGUGGAUUUGAAAGAGACUUCCCAAGGAACGACAUGGGAAUGCCUCGUAGUUUUGGAGACACCCUGGAUAGGGGAAUAGGUGGUGGCGGAGGAGCCAGCAUCCCCACAAUGGACAGGAUGGCCCCCGGGCUUGACCGCAUGGCCACUGGCAUCGAUAGGCUCCCCUCAGGCAUGGGGCAUGGCAUAGAAAGGGUGGGCUCAGAGAUGGACAGGAUGGGGCUGGUGCUGGACCGCAUGGGCUCCAGCGUGGACAGGAUGGGGUCUGGCAUCGACCGGAUGGCUCCCCUCGGGAUAGACCACCUGGCAUCCAGCAUUGACCGGAUGGGCUCUGGGAUAGACCGGAUGGGGACAGGAAUGGAUAGGAUGGGGACCGGGCUUGGGUUUGGCAUCGACCGCAUGGGCUCAGCCAUUGACCGUGUCGGCACCACCAUGGACCGCAUGGGCACCGGGGUUGACCGCAUGGGCAGCGGCAUGGAUAGAAUGGGCCUGGGCAUGGACCGCAUGGUCCCUGCGGGGAUGGGCCCUGUGAUGGAUAGGAUGCCUGCAGGGCUCGACCGCCUCGGGGCGGCCUCCAUCGACAGGAUAGGUCUGGACCGCAUUGCGGCCACGAACAUGGACAGGAUGGGGCUGGACCGCAUGGGGGCUGCUGUUGCUGCCAGCAGCAUGGACAGGAUGGGGCCAGGCAUGGGGGCAGGGCUAGAUAGGAUGGGGCUUGCCAUGGGGAGCACCUUCGAGAGGACGAUGGAGAUAGACAGGGGGAACUUCGCCGCCGGAAGCUUCGCUGGUGCCCUUGGGACUGGAGGUCCUGCUGCUGCCGCUGGUGUGGCCAGGAAGGCUUGCCAGAUUUUUGUGAGAAAUCUUCCUUUUGACUUCACAUGGAAAAUGCUGAAAGACAAGUUCAACGAGUGUGGUCACGUUCUGUAUGCAGAUAUCAAGAUGGAGAACGGCAAGUCCAAAGGGUGUGGCGUGGUCCGCUUUGAAUCCCCCGAUGUUGCUGAGAGAGCCUGCCGCAUGAUGAAUGGGAUCCAGCUUCGUGGCAGGGAGAUCGAUGUGCGGAUUGAUAGAAAUGCUUAAUUUUUGGCUUUUUUAAAUACAAAGGGGAAAUAGCUUGGGGUUUGUACUUGUUGAGACUUCUUUUUUAAUUUGCUUGGAUGUGGAGAUGGUAAGACAACUCGGUUGCUUAACUCGGUUGCUUUCUGGAGUAAUUUUAAUUCCUUUUUUAUAGGGUUUUUUUCCAUUUUACUGUCUUGUUUUGUUUUUUGCAUUGAAACUGUUUAAACAUGCACAAUCUUGGUAGUGGCGUCACCUUGUCGAAUUUAAGGAUGUAUCACAGUGUGUCUUCGGUAGAUAAAUGCCAGUGACUGAGGGGCUUCCAAUCGUGUACCCACCCUUUUGCUGGUUAGGGAACCUCUUGGAGGGAAACAUCUUUUGAAGAGAGCAGGUAGUGCUGAAUAACUGUGUGUGUGUUUCUCCUGUGGAAAAUAGUUGAUCUGGAAAUCCUAUGAAUGUCUGGACUGAAAUGUUUUGGGGAAACGUACAGUUGGAAAACGAGUCAAACCAAAACCCACAUGUCUUGUAUGAAGUCUAUAUUAAAAGUGUUUUUGUGUGGCUUACCUA
This is a messenger RNA of Rhineura floridana, 2494 nucleotides long. RefSeq names its product heterogeneous nuclear ribonucleoprotein M-like. Gene Ontology annotation, molecular function: mRNA binding. The record is from RefSeq and is a predicted model, not a curated record. The transcript has 13 exons. Lineage: Eukaryota; Metazoa; Chordata; Lepidosauria; Squamata; Rhineuridae. Gene Ontology annotation, cellular component: nucleus; post-mRNA release spliceosomal complex; cytoplasm. Bases 47 to 1951 code for a protein of 634 amino acids. Gene Ontology annotation, biological process: regulation of mRNA stability involved in response to oxidative stress; alternative mRNA splicing, via spliceosome.